AAUCCCAUCCCUGCUUGGCUAGUCCAGCAGCUGUGAUCCCUCGACUCGUUAGCCCUUCCGGAUACAGUGGGAAGUUUUGCCCUUUCUUUCGCGAUCGAUAGGCUUGCCGUAUUCUGAGUCCUCGGAUUGGUGUGUGCGAUGUAUUGUAGUCUGCUGUGAUAUCUUGGGUUCGUCGGGCCCCAAUAAACAUGUUAUUGGAAGAGUAGGGAUGUGGAAGGUUCGUUGUAACUCUGUCAUGAGCUUGGCAGUUUGCUCGUGGACCAUUUGCGGGUUGAUUAAAUGGAAAGUAAAUUCAACGAGCAGGGCAUUGUUCUAAGUGGAGGAUAUGAACAAUGGGGUUGGUAGGAUUAUCAUAGGACGAAUUGUGUCAUGUAGCACCCAUUCUAAGUACUCUGUGUACUCUAUAAUUUGGGGAUUUUGGAGAUUUAUUGAUAUAAAUCAUUUGUUAGGCAGGCAAUGAGUGCGGUCAUAGGAGGAUACAAGCUUGGCAUUUUUCUUAAUAUUCCUCCUAUGUUUUGCUAACCCCACCCAUAGUCACAAAGUUUCCAGGUGGAUGGGGUCGGUGAAAGUGGUAGGGUCCUUGUGAAAGGUUUUUUCAAGGCGGGGACGAAAAUGACCCCGCGUUCCUGGGAUGGGGUCGACAUUUCUGGGUCGAGGAACAGUACCUUCGACCCCAAUUUCUAUGACUAUGAUCCCACCUGCUGAAGAUGAAUUGUGUGCAGAGCUUGUUGUCUGUGGUCUGGUCAACCAUGUUCAAGAAACCAGUUGAUGUGAAAACUGUACAGCGCUUAUCUGGAGCAGACAAAAAGAAGUUAAGAAGAACUGCCAAGGAAAGGUUUCCACAGGCAUCUGAUGCUGAUCUUGAUGCCAUUCUUCCUCCCAAGGGUGAGAUAACACUAGCUAAGUACCCAAAUCAUGCUCUUGUAUAUGCGAUAGAGGGGGAGUUCCCAAUGAUCUUCAACAUUGAUGCAAGAGGCCACGACCUGUUUCCAACAGUUUAUGCACUCUGGAAGGUCCCUCAUCUGUUGCCAGCUUUUACGCUUAAGGGUGGUGAGGUUUCACGGUAUGUGAUUGGUGGUGCUGAUCUGAUGUUUCCUGGUAUCAGCAUACCCCCAGAAGGGUUUCAUUCUUUUGAAGCUGGUCAACCAUGGGCAGUAAAAGUUCCCGGUAACCCUGCGCCAAUUGCUGUUGGGAUCACAACUAUGAGCAGUACUGAAGCCUUAAAGGCAGGGCUACGUGGCAAGGCUUUAAGGAUUCUACAUUACUACAGGGAUAUGUUAUGGGAUUCAGCUGAUGCUCGUUAUGUCCCUAAUGAAGGAUUUUUUGAAGACAUUGUUGUUGAAGAUCCAAAUUUUGUUUCAACAUCUCAAUCUCCUGAUUCAGCUGAAGGAACUCCAGAAGUCACACAUGAAAGUGAAGAUGCAGCAGUUGAUAGUUCAGACACUGCUGAUCCUGGCAUCCACAAUGAAGCUACAGAAGAGAUAACUGAUGGUAUAAAUGAACUCAAACUGCCUGAAGAUAAAUCCGCCGAACAGGCACCUGAUGAAAAGGAACAUCAGACUUUGACAACUGAAGAAAUUGAUUCUCUUUUGGACAAAUGCCUUCUGCAAGCACUGUACACAAGCAUAAAAGAAAAAGACCUUCCCAUGCCAGGAAGUACACUAUGGUCAAAUCACAUACUCCCCUGCAGGCCUCCAGGUGUUACUCUUGAUAUUAAAAAGUCAUCACACAAAAAGCUAUCCCAGUGGUUGCAAUCGAAAUCUUCAUCUGGCCUUAUUUCAGCAAAAGAGGAUAAGUAUAAGAAGGAAGUUAUAUUGCUAGGUAUCAACCGGAAGCAUCCAGACUACAUGGCCUUUAAACCGGAAAAGAGAGUACAGGAGCCUGUUGAACAGGAAAAGUCUGUUGCUGAAAGUAGUGUCACAAAACAAUUGGAAGUUGCUGAGAUUUAUAAGCCAAGUUCUCAUGUUAAACCCAUAUUUAUGGCUGUCGAAGCUGACAUGGAGAAGUAUUACAGUGCAUUAGAGGCUUCUGAUGUAGUUUUCAGGUACGUCGAAAAGGAAAAUUUGGUUAAGCCUACAGACAAGGCCAAAGUGAUUCUUGAUGUUACAUUAUGCGAUGCAUUGUACAAAGGAGCUAUCAAGAAGGGUUCAGCAUAUCCAACUGAGAUCCACAAGAAGGAUUUGGGGUCAACACUUUUAAACCGCAUGCAAGUUCACCAUAAAGUAACAAGAGGAACUCAGGAGGUCAUACGCAAGGGUGCCAUAAGAACUAUUCAGAUCAUGACAGAAAGAAGGCAGGGGAACAAGAAGAUGACUCGGCUUUCUGGACUGGAAUGCUUUUUAAUGGAUCCUGAUUCCUUGGCGUCUGAACUUCAGAAGAAAUUUGCUUGCAGCACCACCACAGCUGAGCUUCCAGGUAAGAAGGGGCAGUAUGAGGUCUUGGUUCAAGGUGGAGUGAUUGACGAUCUUGCAAAGCACCUUGUUGACCAUUACGGCGUCCCAAAGAGAUACAUUGAGGUUUAUGACAAAACAAAGAGGUAGGAAAGGAAGCUGAUCAGCUGAAGCUUUAUCCUGAUUGCCCAAUGCCUCUAGGUGUUCCGGCAGUACCGACCCGCCUUGUGCAAAUGCAUAACGAUCCCACAUGAUACUUUUUGGAGUCAUAUGUCUAGGAAUUAUUGUGACAAUAGUGUUGAGCUCAUAUGUUUCCUUUCACCCACUUCUGCCCUUCUGUUGGUCGAAAACUUUUGUGCAAGACAUGAGGCUUGCUUAUGUAACCGAAAGGUUUUGGUGCUCCAGUUUUGCAUAUCCAAUGUCAUGUCUAUCCAAUGUCA
This is a messenger RNA of Panicum virgatum (switchgrass), 2830 nucleotides long. RefSeq names its product eukaryotic translation initiation factor 2D-like. Gene Ontology annotation, molecular function: translation initiation factor activity. The record is from RefSeq and is a predicted model, not a curated record. Gene Ontology annotation, biological process: formation of translation preinitiation complex; translational initiation. The transcript has 10 exons. The coding region runs from base 708 to 2540 and encodes 610 amino acids. NCBI's taxonomy places the organism in Eukaryota, Viridiplantae, Streptophyta, Magnoliopsida, Poales, Poaceae.